UCAUCUCAUCAGACGAUCACUGCGGUUUCAGUUCGUUCCUGCUCUCUCCGGCGCCUCCAUUCCAUCGAAGCCGUGGGAUCCUGGUAGUACUACCAAUGGCUACUGCUAUCUCAACCAUCGGAUCUGUUAACAGGGCACCGCUGAACUUGCACAGCUCUGGUGCCGGAACUUCAGUCCCCAACUCGGCCUUCUUUGGCAGCAACUUGAAGAAGGUGAGCUCUGGCUUCACCCAGCCAAAGGUUUCAUCGGGAAGCUUCAAGGUAGUUGCAGAAAUUGAUGAGACAAAGCAAACCAACAAGGACAAAUGGAGGGGCCUCGCCUACGAUAUAUCAGAUGACCAGCAGGACAUCACCAGAGGAAAGGGUAUGGUGGACUCCCUCUUCCAAGCUCCUCAAGACGCUGGAACCCACUAUGCUGUCUUGAGUUCAUACGAGUACAUCAGCCAAGGCCUUCGCCAGUACAAUUUGGACAACAACAUGGACGGGUUCUACAUAGCUCCCGCUUUCAUGGACAAGCUUGUUGUUCACAUCACCAAGAAUUACAUGACCUUGCCCAACAUCAAGGUUCCUCUUAUCUUGGGUAUUUGGGGAGGCAAAGGUCAGGGAAAAUCAUUCCAAUGUGAGCUCGUCUUUGCCAAGAUGGGAAUCAACCCCAUCAUGAUGAGUGCCGGAGAAUUGGAAAGUGGAAACGCCGGAGAGCCCGCAAAAUUGAUCAGGCAAAGGUACCGUGAGGCAGCGGACAUCAUCGCCAAGGGAAAGAUGUGCUGCCUGUUCAUCAACGAUCUUGAUGCAGGAGCCGGUAGGCUUGGAGGAACCACCCAAUACACAGUAAACAACCAGAUGGUGAACGCGACCCUCAUGAACAUUGCCGACAACCCAACAAACGUUCAGCUCCCUGGUAUGUACAACAAAGAAGAAAACGCCCGUGUCCCCAUCAUCGUCACUGGUAAUGACUUCUCCACAUUGUAUGCUCCUCUCAUCCGUGACGGUCGUAUGGAGAAGUUCUACUGGGCACCCACCCGCGAAGAUAGAAUUGGUGUCUGCACUGGUAUCUUCAGGGCCGACAAUGUCCCCAAUGACGACAUCGUCAAACUAGUCGACACUUUCCCUGGACAAUCCAUCGACUUCUUCGGUGCCCUCAGAGCCAGAGUUUACGAUGAUGAGGUGAGGAAGUGGAUCUCUGGUGUGGGAGUCGAAAGCGUUGGAAAGAAGCUGGUGAACUCAAAGGAGGGACCCCCAACAUUCGAGCAGCCCAAGAUGACACUUGAGAAGCUGCUCGAGUAUGGAAACAUGCUUGUCCAAGAACAGGAGAAUGUGAAGAGAGUUCAGUUGGCUGACAAAUACUUGAGCGAGGCAGCUCUUGGAGAUGCCAAUGAGGAUUCUAUUAAGAGAGGAACUUUCUAUGGCAAAGCUGCUCAGCAGGUGAAUGUUCCUGUCCCUGAAGGUUGCACUGAUCCCGCUGCAAAGAACUUCGAUCCCACUGCUAGGAGCGACAAUGGUACCUGCCUCUAUGAAUUCUAAGUGUGGUGUAGGAGCUAGUUAGCUGAGAAGUUAAACAAGGAUACUAGUUGAUGAUUUCCAAGGAUGGAAGGAUUUCAUAAUAUUAUUUUUAUGGAUUAGUAUCCUGUAAUUUUGUGUGUUUGUGUACCACUUCCUUUCAAUGUUCAACUUAGAACGUGCACCGUCUCUUUUAUCAGUUUCA
This is a messenger RNA of Nelumbo nucifera (sacred lotus), 1701 nucleotides long. Its product is annotated as ribulose bisphosphate carboxylase/oxygenase activase, chloroplastic. Gene Ontology annotation, cellular component: thylakoid; chloroplast stroma. Gene Ontology annotation, molecular function: ribulose-1,5-bisphosphate carboxylase/oxygenase activator activity; ATP binding; ATP hydrolysis activity. NCBI's taxonomy places the organism in Eukaryota, Viridiplantae, Streptophyta, Magnoliopsida, Proteales, Nelumbonaceae. The record is from RefSeq and is a predicted model, not a curated record.